Molecule: messenger RNA, 651 nt
Organism: Anisakis simplex (herring worm)
Lineage: Eukaryota; Metazoa; Nematoda; Chromadorea; Rhabditida; Anisakidae
Source: the annotation of a GenBank genome assembly
AUGCCUGAAACGUUGCCCGAACAAGUUACAUUAGAAAAGACACCAGCAUAUUUCAUCAGCAAAACGGCACCAGAAAGGAUCCGGCAGUUGGACAAGAAUAUGAAGUUGAUCGUUGUUGUACGCAAUCCGAUCACACGCGCCAUUUCAGACUAUACACAAGCUGUGAGUAAACGAAAACGGAGCGCAUCGAUGCCGAGUUUUGAAGCUAUGGCAAUGCGGCGACUACCUAUUGGUGAUCAUUCCACGAAUAAUUGUUCAGCUUUCAAUCGAACAGUGAUUAACGCUUCGUGGGGUGCAAUCCGUAUUGGUAUUUACCAUCGACAUAUCAAGAAAUGGUUACAAUAUUUCACACUCGAACGAAUACAUUUCGUGGACGGUGAACGCUUAAUCACGAAUCCAGCAACUGAAAUUCGUGCAGUUGAGAAAUUUCUAAACGUUAAGCCAACCGUAAGACCAUCGGAUUUCGCAACCGAUCCAAUUAAAGGAUUCCCAUGCGUUCUUCGUGCUGAUGGUACAAUGCAUUGUCUUGGCAAAACCAAAGGUCGUGCCCAUCCGCGCGUGCGGAAGGAUGUGAUGCGAUGUCUACGCGAAUAUUACGAGCCUGAAAAUGAGAAAUUUUUCCGACUCGUCAAUCGAAGGUUUCAUUGGUGA